AUGUAUUACAUGAUUGAAAGAUUUUUAAAACUAACCAACAACAUAUCACAAAUGCUUCUCACUCUUAAUGGUAAAGAUAUACCAGAAAUGAUAUCUGGCCAUGAUAUAAGAUGUCUACAUGAGAUUUGUUUAUUGCUGAGACCAUUUGAAGUACUUACUAAAGAACUUUCCACAGACAAAACGGUUAUGUCAAGUAAAGUAAUCCCAUUAAUAUUAGGUACUAGAAAUGAAUUGGAGAAGAAAAUCCCGAAUGUAGCUGUCGCAAUACGUUUGAAAUUAAAACUAAUCGAAGAACUUGACUAUAGAUGUAGAGCUUAUGAGCAAACAUCCAUAUUACCAAUUUGCACAAUGUUGGAUCCUCGAUUUAAGGAUAUACAUUUUAAAAAUCCACUUGCAAAUUCUAAGGCCCAAGAAAGCAUAGUUCAAAUGAUGAACAAUGAUAAUGAUAUUGUAGAAAAUGAAACAUUGUCAACUGCAGAACCAGAUUGUAGCAACACAGACAAACAUUGUGAUUUAUGGGGCCAUCACAAAUCAUUAGAAAAAAAGCGAAAUGAUAGAGCUUGUAAUAAUACUCCUAGAGGAGAAUUAAAUUCUUACUUACACUAUAAAAUUUUAAAAUUGGAUCUUGACCCAUUGAUCGAAUGGGAAAAUACAAAAACAAUUUUUCCAAAAUUAUAUAAACUAGCGAUGAAGUAUUUAGUGGUUCCUGGAACAUCAGUACGUACCAUCUGA
Molecule: messenger RNA, 732 nt
Organism: Sipha flava (yellow sugarcane aphid)
Lineage: Eukaryota; Metazoa; Arthropoda; Insecta; Hemiptera; Aphididae
Product: zinc finger BED domain-containing protein 4-like
Exons: 1
Coding region: 1-732 (243 amino acids)
Molecular function (GO): protein dimerization activity
Source: RefSeq, a predicted model, not a curated record